AAUAUAAAGAUUACACGUCUAGGGUUCAUUCAGAUCCGGUAAGCCGUAAGCAUACUAUAAAUGCUCAUCGUUUCCUUCCUGCGUACGAUAGAGAAGUGACCUAGCAAGGCGCGAAUGCUGCAAUUCGCUUGCUCUCGCCAGUAGUGUAGCGGCAACAGCCCUUAACAAGGAUAACUGCAGUCAGAGACCGUAAAACUUCCUCGAUCAAGGCUUGGAGACUCUUCAUCGCUGGCUUCGCUCUAUGGAUCUUGACGCGUACUCCGGCUCCUCGAUCGCCAACAAAAUAGAAGCAGACAAGGUUGUGCUUUGUGAUGCCAUGGAUUGUGACGGAGAUGAAGGUCCAACUGAAGUUUUGAUCAGCAGCAAGAAGAUGGACGUGGUAAGCAAGGAAAAUCGAAAGGAAGGAAAAGCAAAAUUGAGUUAUUUAUUCAGAACUCCAAGGUUAUUCAUCACAGGUUCCCUAGAUAGUGUUGAUCCUCUCAAGAGUUCGGUAACAGGAUCAGUUAAUUCAAACAUUGUUAAUAGUUCGAAUUCUGACUUGUCCUAUCAUGAUAAUGAAGAGGAUGCCAAUGAUACCGAUGAUUAUGUUGAUGAGGAUGAUGCCUCAUAUGAUGACAAUGAUGCUUACUACUAUGAAGAUGAGUAUUCUAUGAUGCAAUCCCAAUUUGAUAAUGUUGAUCUUCCACCUGGGGUAGAGGCGUCACUUCCUUGGUUGAAGGACAAUAAUAUCACAUCUGCCACAAGCACAUCAACUUGUCCUAUUGGAAGCAAUAUAAAAACAAGUGGUAUAGCCACUUCUGAAAGUGUAAAGAAGGCAUUCGUUUCCAAUAAUCCAGAAGACAAUGGUGCAAUCAAAUUGACUGAAGUCUUGACAGGCACUUCGUCUGUCUCUGCCGAAUCAAGUUCCAAUGGGCAAGUACAAGGCAAUGAUACUUCUCAAAAAGUUCAGGAUUUUAAACAAUUUGACAUUGUCAAUGAUUUUUCAGAUCAUCACUUUAGUGGCAUGGGUAUAACAGAGGCGAAGCCACCAAAGAAUUGGGCAAAAAAAAUUCAAGAAGAGUGGAAAAUUCUUGAGAAGGAUCUGCCAGACACAAUAUUUGUUAGAGUUUAUGAGGCAAGGAUGGAUCUUUUGAGGGCAGUCAUUAUUGGACCUGCUGGUACUCCUUACCAUGAUGGUCUUUUUGUCUUUGACUGUCUCUUUCCUCCUAAGUAUCCAGACGUGCCACCGAUGGUGUACUACUAUUCUGGGGGCCUCCGAUUGAAUCCAAAUUUGUAUGAAUGUGGGAAAGUCUGCCUGAGUCUUUUGGGUACCUGGUCUGGUAAAGAGACUGAGAUGUGGAGACCGAAGGAAUCAACCAUGUUACAAGUUUUAGUCUCUGUACAAGCUCUGAUUCUUAAUACGAAACCCUUCUUUAAUGAGCCUGGGCAUGAAUCACAAUAUGUUGGGGCAGAAGGGGAGAGAGCAUCCGAGCGGUACAAUCAGGAUACUUUUAUAUUUUCCUUAAAGACAAUGAUGUAUACAAUCAGAAGGCCACCAAAGUAUUUUGAAGAGUUUGUUGCCAAUCAUUUCCGCAAUCGAGCUCUUGAUAUUUUGGUAGCAUGCAAAGCAUACAGGGAGGGUGCCACGGUUGGAACUAUUGUGGUUAGAGAUGGGAUUCCAUUUGUCAAUGAAGUUGGAAAGAGCUAUUCUGGUGAUGAAUUUAAGGCCUGCACAAUUGGUGUUGUUAAAAAGAGCAUUUCUCGUGAAUUUUUGUCAUCGCUGGGCAAGAUGAUCAAUAUUCUCAUUACUAACUUUACUAAAAAUGGGUCAACAGAUUGUGAGCAGUUCCGAGUUGCUGUUUAAAACAUUGUGGUUCGGGAGCUGAUUGCACGGGGCAGGCAUUUAGAUCUGAAGUCAUUAUUAUUACUCUUCCAAUAAUUGAUGUUCCAUUACCCCCAAAGCCAUGGUAGAUAUUUUUGGGAUUCUAGUUAGAUGUACAGUUUGAAGGGAAUGAUGUAAGACUUUUUGCUAGAACUACUUAAUUGCUUCUAAUAUAUACAUAUAAUUUAAAUAUUAUUGCGGUGUUUA
Molecule: messenger RNA, 2068 nt
Organism: Tripterygium wilfordii
Lineage: Eukaryota; Viridiplantae; Streptophyta; Magnoliopsida; Celastrales; Celastraceae
Product: probable ubiquitin-conjugating enzyme E2 25
Exons: 8
Coding region: 242-1843 (533 amino acids)
Molecular function (GO): ubiquitin conjugating enzyme activity
Source: RefSeq, a predicted model, not a curated record